AUGGAAAAAGAUAGAUCUGUGAUUGAUACUACCAAAUCAAAGACAAAUGAGGGACUACCAAAUGAUACUGAAAUGGUGAUAGAAUCCUCUGAGGAUUUAGAAGUAGUAAAGAGUUUUGAUGAUCUUGGCGUCAGAGAAGAACUACUAAGAGGUAUUUAUGCAUAUGGUUUCAAUAAGCCUUCUGCAGUAUAACAAAGAGCAAUUUUACCUAUUAUUAAGGGCAGAGAUGUCAUCGUCUAGAGUUAAAGUGGUACCGGAAAGACCUGUGUUUUCACAACUGGCGCUCUUUAAUCUAUUGAUCUACAACUAAGAGAGCCCUAAGUUCUCAUAUUAUCACCAACUAGAGAACUAGCUGAGCAAACUCAAAAAGUUGCACUCGCUCUCGGUGAUUAUAUGCAGGUUAAAGUUCAUUGCUGUAUUGGUGGAAGAAACGUUAACGAGGAUGUAUUUAAGCUUGAGCAUGGAACUCAUAUUGUUUCUGGAACCCCUGGAAGAGUUUUCGAUAUGAUCCAGAGAAGAACCUUCAAAACUACUUCAAUAAAAAUGCUCAUUCUAGAUGAGGCUGAUGAAAUGCUUAAUCAGGGUUUCAAGGACCAAGUCUAUGAUAUUUAUAGAUAUCUCCCAUAUGGUACUUAAUGUGUAGUUAUAUCAGCUACUUUGCCUUAGGAGAUUCUAGAAAUGACUAAUAAAUUUAUGAAUGACCCCGUCAAAAUUCUGGUCAAAAGAGAUGAAAUUACUCUUGAUGGAAUCAAGCAGUUCUUUGUUGCAGUCGAUAAAGAGGAAUAUAAAUUUGAGACGCUUUGCGACCUCUAUGAUACUCUUACUAUCACUCAGGCUGUUAUUUUCUGUAACAAAAAGAAUAAAGUUGAGUGGCUUGCGAAAGAGAUGAGAAAGGCAAAUUUUACUGUAUCAUAUAUGCAUGGAAGUAUGCCUCAGAAAGAAAGAGAUGCAAUUAUGGCUGAAUUUAGAGCUGGCCAAAGUAGAGUUUUGAUAACAACUGAUGUUUGGGGUAGAGGUCUUGAUGUCUAGCAAGUCAGUUUAGUUAUUUGCUACGAUUUACCUCUCAACAGAGAACUUUAUAUUCAUAGAAUUGGUAGAUCAGGUAGAUUUGAAAGAAAAGGUGUUGCCAUUAAUUUCGUUACUAAUGAAGAUGUUAGAAUUUUGAGAGAUAUUGAGCAAUACUACUCCACACAGAUUGAUGAGAUGCCAAUGAACAUCACUGGGUUUAUGUGA
Messenger RNA from Stylonychia lemnae, 1233 nucleotides. The record is from the annotation of a GenBank genome assembly. NCBI's taxonomy places the organism in Eukaryota, Ciliophora, Spirotrichea, Sporadotrichida, Oxytrichidae.